CAUAUCUAUAUAGUUGGCGAUGACAGUGUUGAGGGUUGUUUGCCAUUUGUAGACUUAAUGACAGAUGAUGGAUCUGCAUUUCCUAAGGAUAUCAAAAUUAACCCAGUAGAAGACGUGGCUGUAUUACCAUAUUCUAGUGGCACUACUGGACUACCAAAGGGAGUUAUGCUGACUCACCACAACCUCAUUGCUAGUUGUGAGAUGGGGGUGUCUAAUGAGCUAAUUAAGGUGUCCGAUAGUGAUGCCAUUAUCUGGGUACUUCCGUUGUUUCAUUUAUCUGGCAUACUUGGAGUUUUACUCAUCAGCAUGAAACUAGGGAUUACAAUUGUGACGCUGUCUAAGUUUGAGCCUAAAGUAUACCUAGGUCUGGCUGAAAAACACAAGGUUACUUGUUUGGUCAUUGCCCCGCCUAUUGCCGUGUUUUUGAUCAAGCACCCAAUGGUUGAUGAAUAUAAUCUUUCAAGUGUAGACAACAUCAUAUGUGGAGCCGCUCCACUAGGAGCUGGACACGUGAAAUCAUUGCAGAAAAGAUUAAAUAACGAUCAUCUUAAAGUGAGACAAGGAUAUGGUAUGACAGAGACCGCUGGAAUAUCAACACUUUGUGGCAUGAACGAUAAGUGUGUUGCUGGCUCAGUUGGUGGAGUAGUGGCAGGCUGCCUAGCUAAGGUGAUUGAUAUUGCAACGGGAAAGAUCCUUGGAAUUGGUCGAGACGGUGAGCUGUGUUUUCGUGGUCCUCAAGUAAUGAAAGGUUACUUGAAUAAUGAAGCGGCAACAAAGUCAACUAUUAUCGAUGGCUGGAUACAUACAGGAGAUAUUGGUCAUUAUGAUGCUGAAGGAAAUUUCUUCAUAGUAGACAGAUUUAAAGAACUCAUAAAAUUCAAGGCGUUCCAGGUUGCACCAGCGGAAUUAGAAGAUAUAUUAUUAACCCAUCCUGAAAUACAAGACGCUGCUGUGAUCGGUGUACCUGAUGAGUAUGCUGGUGAACUCCCUAAAGCAAUUAUUGUGUCAAAAACUGACACGCUUACCGCAGAAGACGUUGUUAGAUUUAUAGACGGACGUGUUGCCUCAUACAAACAACUUAGAGGUGGUGUUGAGAUUGUGAAGGAAGUUCCAAAGUCACCAAGUGGGAAGAUAUUACGGAAACUACUCAGAGACCGCGAAAGACAAGCAUCAAAAAAGAAAUAUUGA
Molecule: messenger RNA, 1188 nt
Organism: Saccoglossus kowalevskii
Lineage: Eukaryota; Metazoa; Hemichordata; Enteropneusta; Harrimaniidae
Source: RefSeq, a predicted model, not a curated record